AUAUCAUCAAACCAAAUAAUCCUCCAUUUAUCUCCCAAAAUGGAAUUCUUCAGCUUGGUUUCCAUAUUCCUAUUUCUAUCUUUCCUCUUUUUGUUAAGGAAAUGUAAGAACUCCAAUAGCCAAACCAAACAAUUGCCUCCAGGUCCAUGGAAAAUACCAAUACUAGGAAGUAUGCUUCAUAUGCUUGGUGGAGAACCACACCAUAUCCUUAGGGAUUUAGCCAAAAAAUAUGGACCAAUUAUGCACCUUCAGUUUGGUGAAAUUUCUGCAGUUGUGGUUACUUCUAGGGAGAUGGCAAAAGAAGUGCUAAAAACUCAUGACGUAGUUUUUGCAUCUAGGCCUAAAAUUUUGGCCAUGGACAUUAUCUGUUAUAACCAGUCUGAUAUCGCCUUUAGCCCUUAUGGCGAUCACUGGAGACAAAUGCGUAAAAUUUGUGUCAUGGAACUUCUUAAUGCAAAGAAUGUUCGGUCUUUCAGCUCGAUCAGACGUGAUGAAGUCGUUCGUCUCAUUGACUCUAUUCGAUCAGAUUCUUCUUCUGGUGAGCUAGUUAAUUUUACGCAAAGGAUCAUUUGGUUCGCGAGCUCCAUGACGUGUAGAUCAGCAUUUGGGCAAGUACUCAAGGGGCAAGACGUAUUUGCCAAAAAGAUUAGAGAAGUAAUAGGGUUAGCAGAAGGCUUUGAUGUGGCCGAUAUCUUCCCUUCAUACAAGUUUCUUCAUGUUCUCAGUGGAAUGAAGCGUAAACUUCUGAAUGCCCACCUUAAGGUAGAUGCCAUUGUUGAAGAUGUCAUCAACGAGCACAAGAAAAAUCUUGCAACUGGGAAAACUAAUGGAGCAUUAGGAGGUGAAGAUUUAAUUGAUGUCCUACUACGACUUAUGAAUGAUACAAGUCUUCAAUUUCCCAUCACCAAUGACAAAAUCAAAGCUGUUAUUGUUGACAUGUUUGCUGCCGGAACAGAAACUUCAUCAACAACAACUGUAUGGGCUAUGGCUGAAAUGAUGAAGAAUCCAAAUGUAUUCAACAAAGCUCAAGCAGAAGUGAGAGAAACCUUUAAAGACAAAGUAACAUUUGAUGAAAUUGAUGCAGAGGAGCUGGAAUACUUAAAGUUAGUUAUUAAAGAAACUUUGAGACUUCAUCCACCGUCUCCACUUUUGGUCCCAAGAGAAUGUAGGGAAGAUACAGAUAUUAACGGCUACACUAUUCCUGCGAAGACCAAAGUUAUGGUUAAUGUUUGGGCAUUGGGAAGAGAUCCAAAAUAUUGGGAUGACGCAGAAAGCUUUAAGCCAGAGAGAUUUGAGCAAUGCUCUGUGGAUUUUUUUGGUAAUAAUUUUGAGUUUCUUCCCUUUGGCGGUGGACGGAGAAUAUGUCCUGGUAUGUCAUUUGGUUUAGCUAAUCUUUACUUGCCAUUGGCUCAAUUGCUAUAUCACUUUGAUUGGAAACUCCCGAGCGGAAUGAUGCCCGGAGACUUGGACUUGACUGAAUUAGCUGGAAUAACAAUUGCUAGAAAAGGUUUGUAGAGCUACUGUAGAACUAAUUAUCCCAACCAUCUUUUAGCGCACGAAAGCUACAUAAUUUAUUUAUGGCGAGAUAGGUCUGCUGCAUUUCUUCACAUGCUUGGUUAACUUUUUUUCCCAGAAGCUGCUUAUUAUUAUCUUGUAUUUUCUGCUUCAGGAUAUGAGGCGGUAGUCAAAUAAAAUUGGCGAGACAACGAUAGUACCUAUUAUUGUGCCACAAAUAGAUGCCAUUGUGAGGUUGAUCUAUUCCUGUAUUUUUGGAUUGAGACCUUUUAUGGGAAUGUUAAGAAUGCUCUUUUCUUGAUUAUCUA
Messenger RNA from Nicotiana tabacum (common tobacco), 1823 nucleotides. The record is from RefSeq and is a predicted model, not a curated record. Lineage: Eukaryota; Viridiplantae; Streptophyta; Magnoliopsida; Solanales; Solanaceae.